Molecule: messenger RNA, 2910 nt
Organism: Xenopus tropicalis (tropical clawed frog)
Lineage: Eukaryota; Metazoa; Chordata; Amphibia; Anura; Pipidae
Gene: ccdc82
Product: coiled-coil domain containing 82
Exons: 8
Coding region: 149-1543 (464 amino acids)
Source: RefSeq, a predicted model, not a curated record
UCAUAGGGAAGCCAUGUAACGCUGCUCAGGAUUGGACGGCUCAGCAGGAAGUCAUGGUUGUGUUUUUACUUUUGCUUCGAAUGUGAUACAGCGGGAGCGACAAAGAGAGAGAGAGGUGUGACUGUGUGUGUGCGUAGGUGCAGGGCCUAUGGAGAAUCCUUCCAGGCGCUAUGAAACAAGGCAGAGAACCAAGUCUGAAGACACAAGCGUGAAGUCUCGCGUUGAUUGGAGGCGCACGAAAAGGAACAGUAUAUGCCAGGACCCUUACUCUGAUGAAGAUGACCUGUGCUCUGAAGAGGAAUCAGAAGGUAGUGAGGAAGAGGAGAGCAACAGUGAGGCAGAGGACUGUGUAGAUAAAGAGCAGCAACAAGUGACGGUCUCAAAUGACGACGCUGAGGAAGAAUGCGUCAAGCAGUCCCGGCGUAGGAGAAAGUCUGCAGUAAUGGAGAGCAGCGACAGCAGCUCUGAUAGUGAUGGGCCGGUCAGGAAAGUGUAUGCCAAGCGGCGCUGUCCCAUCGAUGACGAUGAUGAAGUCAGGGAGGGCAAAAACUACCCGGGAAUAAAGACUGAGGCGGAAACAACUGAAAUCAAAGUGGAAGCUGAAAAUGAAACUGAUGUGGAAAUCCUAAAGAAAAGAAAAAAGCUGGAGAACCUCCAAAAAUUGGCAGAAAAGAGGAAAUCAAAGAGCAGAGUGAGAGUUCAGGAUUACUCGGAGGAUGAUGAAAGUGAUCUUGACACACCCCUCUCUUUGGAAGAAACCAGUGAUAUUGAAGACAGUUUGGAAGAUUUCAUAGAUGAUGAUGAUGAUGAUGAUGAUGAUGAAGGAGACACAGAUGAAGGCAUCAGUGAGGGCAAGCAGUUGGCUCACCACCAGGAUCUGUUUUUAAAGCAUCGUAUUCCUCUCUUGUCAGACAGUAACCAUUAUACCCACCUCCAGAGAGUGGUAAAUGCCUUCUUGAUCAAUAUAACCACCCCAGAUUUCUUGCAAACAUUGUAUGAGGGAAUACGCAAGAAAAAAUAUGCAAAGGACAUGUUAAACUCGCUUUAUUGUUUAGAUGAGCGAAUGAUACAGCCUCGCCUUGACAACCUGUCAACCCGCAGCCGCUGGAGUAAGCGUUAUAGGGAGAGGAUAGACUGCUACCCGGAACUUCAGGUACGACGAGGUUAUGGUGAUGAUCGGUCGUGCCAAGCUUGUGAGUUAAAUCGCUUCUGUAAAUACACCGUGGUAUUAUCUGGACAGGCUUACAACAACAAAACAAUGAAAGUCGAUGAUUUCCUGCCAAAUGAUAAACAGGUGUUGAAGGUGGGCAGGAUAUGUGCCAAUCGUACAGACGCCUACCACCAGCUGAAGCACUUUAAAUACCACUUAUACCAGCUUUGCAUUCCUGCAAUUGAUGCCAUCACUGAGUACAACUCUGUCAAAGAGAGAGUGGAACUAUGUUUAUCUAACAUGGAAAAAGAUGGUAUAAUUAAAAAGCAAGCUGACUUCCUUGAGUGCUUCCUGAACGAGGCAGACUUCUUCCAUGAAGAAAAGAUGGACUGAUCUUGUAGCGCAUCAGUAUAUAUAUACCUGUGUGUCUAUUCUAUAUGUGUACAUAGCGCCUUGCAAAAGUAUUCAUACCCUCAACCAAUUCCUUUAUUUUACUGCAUAACUUUGUUCUCUCUCAUAUUUUAUUUUAAAAGCACUGAUAUUUUGUUAUGUAACUGUUUUAUAUUGGAAAUGAAAAUGAUGUGUUUUCACGUUCUACAUAUUUAUAUUUUGUAGAGCCACAAAAAAAAACAGCUUCAAAGGGAAAAUGCCCCCCUUUUUUUCUCCAUUGGUUUAUUCAGUCCUAGUUUUUGCACCUCCCCCCCAUAUGCUUCCAGUCAUUCAGCCCUUCCCUUACCUCAUUCUAUCUUGCAAGCAAUGAAUUCAGGAGCUUGAAUUCCCUCUGUGUUUAAUGGUGUGCAGUGAAAGAACAGGGACUCCAAGUCCAGAAAUUCAAUUGAUUUGCUUUGCCAUUUACCGCAGCCAUCUUUAGUUGCUGCUUGUCCAUUGGUCUUCCUGCCUUUAGUUUUGUCUUCAGCAAAUGAAAUAUAAAUGUUCAAUAAUAUGGCCUUCCAAUUUUUGAGGUUGACCAAUGCUUUGCUCCUUAUGGUAAACCCUCUGUAUUUACUUUUAUGAAGUCUUCUUUUGAUUGUACAUGUUGGCAAUAAUAUACCUAUGUCCUGGAGAGUGUUCCUGACUUGGCAGGAUGUUGUGAAGAGGUUUUUCCAGUAUAGUUGUCUUCCCUGGUUGUCCAGGCCUUUUUGGUUAUGCUAAGCUUACGAGUGUCUUCCUCCUCCUAAUGAAUGUAUCAUAUUAUUGAUGUGGCCAAUCCUGAUGUUUCUUACUUCCCUCUGAUGGCCCAAUGAUAGCCUGCUUUACUUGCAUCGAUGGCUCUUCUACUCUACUCUACGAGUUCAUAGCGUCCAAAUGCAAAUUUCACACUUUAUAUAAUAUUUAUAUAUAUAUAUAUAUAUAUAUAUAUAUAUAUAUUUUUUUUUUUUUUUUCCCCCCAUAUAGUGUUUAUGGCCCCCUGAAUGACCUUUUGGGGACUGGUAUCCUUUUAAAACAAAACUGGUUGAGGGUCUGAAUACUUUUCAGCGGUACUGUCUAUGUAUCUGCUGCCUAUAUACAUAGCUUUUUAAGAACAUUUUAAAUGAAUUGCCUUUGUCUAUGAAUGAAAUUGCCCCUGUACAUAUUUUAAUAUAUGUAAAUAACUGCUCAUACUAAAAGAUUAUGUAUAUCAAUGCUGCCUGUAAACUGUAGCUUUGUGGAAAAACCAAAAUAUUUUUUUUGUUGUUGUUGUUCUCUACAUUUGAUGCUUCCUGUGGGUGAAGUUGGUGCCCACGCCCCAUGAAAUAAUACAAAGCAAAUGGCCUCCUACA